Molecule: messenger RNA, 600 nt
Organism: Raphanus sativus (radish)
Lineage: Eukaryota; Viridiplantae; Streptophyta; Magnoliopsida; Brassicales; Brassicaceae
Exons: 1
Coding region: 1-600 (199 amino acids)
Source: RefSeq, a predicted model, not a curated record
AUGAAGACAUUUACCGGUGUUCUAUAUCCUAGCUAUAAAGAGGCAUGUUUUGCACUUGGGUUUCUAGAUAAUGAUGAAGAGUAUAUCAUAGCCUCUUCUCACGGCUCUUGGGUGUGGAAGCAAAUGCUAAAGAUGCGUGAUCAAGCUAAGGAUUUCGUCAAAAUAAAAGUACACAAUGGUCGGUCCACUUCUUUUUUGUUUGAUCGAUGGAACAAUAUGGGAACCUUAGCCUUGCUCACAGGAGAUCCUGGAAGGAUUGAUCUGGGAAUCAGUGCUCAGGCUACGGUUGAACAAGCCAUAACUAUACAUCGAAGAAGGAGACAUCGAACCACAAUUUACAACAGGAUUGAAGAUGAGCUUGAUCUUGUUCGACAAGACUAUAAUGAGAAUGAAGAAGACGUGGUCUUAUGGCGCAUGAAGCAAGAGGUUUAUAAACCAAAGUUUGUUACCAAACAUACUUGGGAACAGAGAAGAUCGAUCAAGCCUAAAGUGUCUUGGGCGCAGGGUAUAUGGUUCAGUCGUAAUACUCCUAAGUUUGCUUUCAAUGCAUGGGUGACGGUUCUCGACAGACAACCUACCGGUGCCAGAAUGCAAAGCUAG